GAUGUUAUUUUGACAUAACGCAACUGACAUAUUGCGUUCGUCUAAUUAUCGUUUUCAUUCACUGAAAAUGAAAUCAAAAUAAAUUUUCUUCGAAAUAAAAUAGUAUUCUUUCAAUAAUGUAAAUAUUUUGAACAGAAUAAUUAAAUACUUUUAAGUCGAAAAUUGUGAAUGCAAUUGAUUUCAUUCAUCUUUCAUCUCUUGUUAUUAUUAUAAGCGGAAUACAAUGGAUAACUCAGCUCAUGACUCUGCUAUACAAACAUUGGAGGCUGCUGCACAAAUGCUUAUGGCCCCUCCAAAUUUAGUGACCUCUGAACAAAGACACCACGCUGAGAGCGUGUUUUUGGAAUUUAGAAGUACCAAAAAUCCCUAUCAGCUAUGCCGUGACAUUUUAGAGAAAUCUUCAUCAGACCAAGUGUGCUUUGAAGCAGCUGGAUUAAUAAAAGCAGCACUGAUCAGAGAGUGGAGUUUAUUGUCGGAAAAUGAUAUAUCUUCAUUAAGAGAAUAUUUACUAAAUUAUUUACUUAGGAAAGAUACUCCUGCAUUUGUAAGAGAGAAACUUCUACAGACAAUUGCCAUAAUAAUCAAAAGAGGAAGUAUUGAUGAUGGGGGAAGAGAAAGGAAAACUCUCCUUGGGGAAUUGGAAAAAAUUAUUCUAAGUUCACCAAUAAGUCAGCAGAAAUUAGCAUGUUCUCUAAUUUUAGCAAUUAUGCAAGAAUAUGCUAUUACUGUCAAAUCAGCUGAUGUUGGAUUGAUAUGGGAAGUCCACUUUCGACUGAAGAGGUCUUUUGAAGCUUUGGAUUUAAAGAGAAUAUUUAGAUUUACUGUAGGUGUUUUAGAACAGAUAGUUCGUUCUGGUCAUCGCCCUGAAGGAGAACAAGCAAUGUUAACUAAGCAGCUGUUAACUAUUGUAGAAACAGUGUUGUGCUGGAGCCAUGUAUCCCCUUUGCUCUCAAAACGACUGAUAGGGGCCUUUGAAGCCAUUUAUGAAAGUGAUACAGCGCCAGCUUUGCGUUUAAGUUUAAAUUGGAGAGAUACAAUAAUGCAGCCUGAACUUUUAGCCCUGUUCUUUGAGAUUCACACAUAUGUUAGAUCUAAUCCAGAUUUAGCUAGUCCAUCAUUGACUUGCCUUGUACAGUUGGCUAGUUUGAGCGGGGUUGUUGUUUCCGCUAGUAACCUGAAACAACAAUACUUAGAGAAUUAUGUGAAUAGUUUCUUGAAUAUGAUGGCAUAUAUACAACCAGUUGAAAGGGAGAUGCUUGGUAUAUCAGAUAUUUACAGAAGAUUAGUUCAGUUUUUCUCCCCACCUAUGAUUGCAGCAACACCUUCAGCUUUUCUUCAGAAUCUUACUACUUUAACCUGUCUUUGCAUCAGGGGAUCGGUUAUGGAAGAAGCUGUAAAUGAUGACACAGUUUGGAGAGAGUCUUUGAAUAAGUUUUUACAUAGCUGGAGUUCUAUUGUUCAUGACACAGAUGGCUAUUCCGCAGAGACAUUGCAGAAUCCUUGUAUUGAAAUAUUUAAUACUUACUUACAAUGUAGACUAGCACCUCCUGAUGGUACUAGAGGUGCAGAAAAUCCUGAAGAAGACAUCAAAGACGAAUUAGAAGAAGAUGAACGAAAACUACAUAGUAACAUACUGUUAACAAUUGGAGCUAUUGCCAGGAAAGCACCAGCACAUUGCUGUCAUCUCUUACUAACACUGCUUCAAGAUAGAAGCAAGAGACUCGAGUCUCAAUUACAAUUGAUGCAUAUGGGCAAACUGCCGGUAAGCAGUGGAGGAGAACUAAUCAACUUGUUUGAAGAUCUACAUUGGAUCUUGAUGAUAACUGGUCAUUUUCUAGCAUUGGAUUGUACAGAAGGUGAAACUAUAAUGAUACCAGCUGAGAUUAUUUCAUUUAGCAUGAGACAGAACGCGCAAAUCGACGCUUCGCUCAGAUACUUAGUCGGCGAGAGUACCAAUACUGAAAACGUUGAUCCUAUAAUCAAAUUGAUUGCAGAAAUUCUACGCAUAAGUGCGUGGGAAUGUGCGGCAUUGGAGGCUGGUCUCGGAACCGUAUUCAGUCCAGAACUUUCUGCCACUAUAUCAUGGCUUUUGAAAAUUUGGGCGAAUUCAUACUUAAUGGACCAGUCCUCUGUGUAUUCUGAGAUGUCAACGGUACUGGAAUGCGCGUUUGGUGCGGGCUCGCGUGGGGCCGCGUGGGCGGUGUCUCGGCUGGCCGGUAGAGCGGCCGCAUGCUUGAGAUAUCUGCCUGGACAGCCAGCCGCCGCCGAUCAUGCUGCGCGUCUACUUGCUACGCUUGCGCAUCACCAUCACAAAAAAAACCCGUUAGCAAGUUGUGAAGAAUUCCUGGCGCUGGUAGCUUGGGAAGCAUCUGGAAGCAACCUGCCAGGAGAACUGAGGAAAGAACUCCAUAGGUCGUUUGCUGUAGCCGCUACUUACGCAGAAGGUGAAGUCAGAAAUCGUCUUUUAGCAAGUACUGUAGCAUUGCAAGAGAAGCUAAAUAACAUAAUCAAUAUGCAAUCCGAUACAGAGCCAGUGCGGAAUAUGUUGGCUGAUACUUUGGACUGUUUUAUUGGAAUUACGGAAGGUGUCCAUGAGGUUGGAGAACUGGACGAACAAUUCUUGAUGUUAAUUGGUGCCUUAGAUAAAAUACCCGGAAUCAUAUUUAGAUACCAUAACUACCCAGGCGUAGUGUUGCCAGCGUUGAAUUUGCUCUCUAAAAGCGCGAAGCGGAUGCUACAUUCAGUACAAGCACAAAACGUCAAUAAAUUUCUAGAAAUAUGCAAUACAACUUUUGAAGUGUACAUAAGAUGGAAUUCAGGCAAGAUCUCUGGCGUGCCACAAGACGCCGAGGAAGAAGCGUAUGAGGAUAUCUGUGCUUUGAUGGAACUGAUCUGCUGUAUAGCGCGCAGUGGUUCCGAGCGAGGCGUAGGAGACACGUGUGCACGGGGACUUCGUAUCUUGUUACCUUUAAUAACUCCUCCGCUGCUUGCGUUGCCUACAUUGGCACUCCAUGCCUAUAGAAUGUUACGAGAUUUAGAUUCUGCAGAUCAGAUCACAAAUUUACCUAUCGAAGACUUCAAUAUGGUUGUAACAGCAUUACGAGUCGGUCUUACAGCCGUAUCGUGCGACGUGUCAACCCUAUGCUGCGACACUAUUGUAGGACUAUCAAAUAAAGCCCGACAAUUAGGCGAGGAUAAUCCAUAUUCUCUAUCAUUGUUAACCCUCGCUGAGCUAUUGCUAAUGCUGAUUAUUAAAAUGGAAAUACCACCAGAUUCGAUACCGGCCGCUGGUGCAGCGAUAUACGCAUUGACAUGUGUAAAACCGGCCUUACUAGAAGGACUGGCGAGACAGCUGAUCGAAGCGUUCGCGGCCAACGAUCCCGCCAACGUACCUAGAUUAGAGGAAGCGUUCGGUGUACUCACGAAUGGUGUACUUUUCGACGGUCUCAGGCCUCAUAAAAUAAGAUUUCAGGACAAUUUCGACAAGUUUUUAGCUAGUGUCCAUGGCUUUUUAAUUGUAAAGUAAAUAUAUUCAUAUUUCUAUGGCACUGGGACUGUCUUAUGAUUGUCGGAUCUGAAAAGCUUUUAACCAAAUAGCGAUUGCAGUGGUGGUAUUAAUAAAAAAAUUUGAAUAACGUUUUGCGUCGUCUUCUGUCUCGCUUUCGCCACAAUAAUUGUGUAACUGAGAAUUUAUUUUAUAACAUCAUCAUAAUUGGUAGCUAUAGUUUAUUAUAAUAAGCCAUUAACUUUCAAGUAUGUCUUCUUUAAGGUCGAAUUUAUUGAUAUCAAUUUUGCAUUCACAGUGCAAUCUCUAUUUGAUUAAAAGCUUCUUGCAUGGAUCACACCAAAAAUUUAUUUGAAAGACUGACGAUGAAGAAUGAAGGAGCUUGCUGACGUUUUGGAAAUUAUAAUCAAUUAGUGAGUAUUAUUAAUUUUAAUAUUAUGAACUCUUAAUAUUAUGUCUGUAUAAGAGAUUUAGUUGAGAUGCGUGUCCGCGCGGCAGGACAUUUGCUUCGAGAUGUAUGGUUAGGGACAAAUUCUAUUGCUCUCUAAAACAGCUUUUGUUAAUGACUAAAAAUACUAAUGUAUAGUCAAUGAUAUGAACAUAUUACAAUUCGAUUACCUUCUAAAGAAAAUCAAUGUGUUUAUUCAAUUGUUGACUACAGAAUCUACUGUUAUGUAUAAGAACUGAACUGCUCAUGGAAGCUAUAAAUAAUGUCUUUAUAAUUGUUAAGAAUUAAAAAUGUACUUAGAUAUUUUGGAAUGGUCAGGAGAUUGAUGGGUGCUUUUACAUGGGCAAUUUAAAUUACGAAAUCAUGAUAUCAUGUAUGAAAUUGUUACUAGAAAUUGUUUGUUUGUACUACUUUAUUGUACAAUAAAUAAAAAAAAAAAGACUCAAUUCACUUAUACGAUAAAUGCGUACAAUAGCGGACUUAUCCCAAAAGAAGGAUUUUAUCCAGUCAACCUUUACGUGACUGAGAAUUGUGGAGUAGUGGAAAUAAUUGACUUGGAGAUCGGUUGAUAGCUGUUGGCUAGUUACUCCCAUGUAAGCGCACCUUUGUACAGUCGUCUUAUAAGUCCUUUUACAGGCUAUUAAUACUAAAAAUGCUAGAAUUGUAAGUCGCGUUUAAUGUAUGUAAUGAGUGAUAUACCAUUUAAUUGUUGUGGCUUACACAAAGGCCUAAUGUUAACAGGGUGCUUCACUCCAUUGUAAUCACUAGAUAUCCUUAUCUUCCUUCAAAAAAAAUAAUAUGCAGUUUUUAGUCUGCUAUUAUAAAAUGAAAUACUCCAAUAUUUUUUGUUGUGCGAUCUAUGGUUGCUGUUAAAGCGUAUCAUGCAGAUCAUCGUAGUUAUUCCAAAAUUUAAUUUUCCAGAACAUAUGUAUAUUCCAAAAUUAAAAUAACAUGCGGUCGCCAAACAUGACACCGUUGUAUAGAUAUUUUCCGGUUUUAUUAUGAUAAUUUUUGUUCUAAAACUGUAUGUGCACUUUUGAAACUUACAUAAACAUAUUUAUAUUUGUAUGUGUGUUCUUGUAUCCACUUCCAUUUUAUAAGGAUUGCAGUGGUUUUCACAUAACCAACGUAUAUACUAUCUACAUACUAAUGAAUAUUUCAUUUAGUUGUAAAUUGCAAAUAUCUUAUGUUAACAACGAAAGAAUGAACAGGCAUACUGUUUUUACGGUUGUGAAUGUAUGAAGUGAAGAAUCGGCAGAUUUACUGUGGUAUUACAUUUUCUAGAUUAGGUAAUGUAAAGUACAUUGAGUACACAGCUAGUUAGAAAAAUUGUGAUUUCAUACUAGUUGUAUGUAAAUUUAUUUAGUUCUCAAAUUAUAUUAGGAGAGUGCAUAAUUAUAUCAAAUUACCUUUACGCCAUGUUAAUGAGUAAUCACUAUUAAUAAGUAAUAUUUAUUGCAGUCUGUAUCUUUUAAAUUAGACUAAAAUUUUGUCUUUUUGUAUUUGUCCUUUCAAAGUUUCACUUCCGCUAUUAGAUUUUUAUGCGCCAUUUUUUCUUAAUCAUCUUUAGAUCUCGAAUAAGUUUAGGCAUAGAUACCGCCUAUAUUGAAUGUUAUAUUUAUUAACAAUAGCAAAUAAUGGAGCACAUAUAGAUAUAGAUAUUUAAUGAGGACUGUCAUUUUCUAUUCCUUUUAAUAUUGAUUUCAAUGGGCGUCUUAGAAUUGUACUUGUGAAGAUAUAGUUCCUGACAUAAAUUAUUUAUAACUAUUUUUACCUAUUUGCUUCUUUUAUGUACAAACGUCUGUGCAUCUUUAGUUGUAAUUUGCCGACCUGGCAAUUGGUUAAAAUCGAAAAUAAGCCUUAAUUCUAUAUUCUUAUAAGUUCAGUUUACAUUUGAUUAUUUUAAUAUACAAUUUUUUAAAUAAACAAUAUUAUGAAUAUAUAAUACUAUUUUAAAUAGAUUAAUGUUUUAAUAAUUGUUUACUUAUGUGACUAUUUUUUUUCUAUAUCAAAUAAUUGACAAAUAUUCAUAAACACUUAUAAUUACAAUCUUUUGAACCUCACAAUAAUAUCAGCAUACUUAAUUACCAGUAAUCUCAUACUUAAUAAUGCAGAACAUAUUUAUUAUACUUUAAUUUGAAUUGUAUACAAUUAACAAUUAUUAAAUUAAUUUAAUACUCGUAAAAAUAUUCAUAUAGAAGUAGGUAAGGACACAUCGUUUGUUUAAACUUUAAUAAGUUACUAUUUUUUACAUAGUUUUUGAAUUAUAUAAAUAAUUGUCAUUACGUAUAUUCUAUGCUUCAGUUUGGAAUUGUUAUUUGGUUCAAAUAUUGUUAUGUAAAUAUAUAUGUGUAUAAUCGUUAAUUCUGCAAUAUUAUUAUUACGGGUGUAAUAACAAAAUAGAAAUUGUGGGUAUUAUCAUGAAAAUGGCAUAUUAUUGUUGUCGAACAAAAAUACAGCAUAUAAUCUGUAUUAAAAUAAAUAUGUACGAACUUGAUACUAUCUUGUAAAAAUAUUAUGGAUGAUAACUCACAUUCAAAGUGAAAUCUAUUUAGCCAGUAAUCUGAAAUAUUGUAAUCUUAGAUUUUUUCGUAAAUACCGUGACUAAGAACAGUACUAGAGGGUAAAAGACUACGACGUGAUUCACAGUGUUUUUCAUUCGUAUUUUACUAAUCCCUAUUUCGAGAUUUUAGCUGAAGUGUCUAUCUGUAAUCUUCUGUAGCAAUAUAAAAUUAAAGUACCCUCUCUUACACUAUGGUUUAUCGGGAAAUAUGCGAAAAACGUUAAGCAUAAAUGGAAUCACUUCACAGAAAUUACAUCAGUUAUGUAAGGUCUCCAUAGAUAAUAUUGAUCCUCCAUAGAUGAUCUGAUUUACAGAGAUGUGAAAUUGACACAAUUUCGUUAAUUGUAAAAUAAUAAAUAAUUAUAGAUUCUUUACUUAUAGUAGUUACAUUUGUAUGAAUGUAAACUAUUUACUUAUCAAACUUUAUUCACAUAAUAAUGUAGUCUAUUGCUAUAAUCUGUAUUCAGUUCACACGUAAUAAAUAAGCAAACACUAUUUUUAUGGUAUCCAAUGAACUUCAAGUUUGCUUAUAAAUGUAUAAGGCUACAAAACAUAAGUAUAUUUCAAUAUAUUAUAUUAUUAUGCAGUUUCUUUUUUUUGUAACGUACAUUGCGCACCAAAUACAUAACUAGUUUAGCUUGAUUUUGAAUAAUAACAAGCUACAAUAGCGAAUAACUCUGUUUCCAUUCUAUCGAGCCAUUGUUAAUAUGUUAUGGUGUACUAGUACACUAUCUAUUAGAAUUUUGAAGUCAUAAAAAAGGUUUUCUUUUAUAAAUUCGCUUAUGGUCCGUCCGCCCGAGUUGAAAUUGUUGCAACAGUUGUUCUCACUUGUAUUGCGUGUAUGUAGGAGUAUUUGUACUAUCAGCAUAAUUUUAUAUUAAGUUAAGAGUUUUGUAACAUAUAUUUUAUUUCGUUAAUGUAUUCUGAAUUCAUGACGAUAUAUCUGCUAAUAUUGUGCAGAGAGAGGGUAAAUUAUGGAAAUGAUGAGCAUGGCGUUUUAACGAAUUUAUGCCAUUGGCUAAUAGGUAAUUGCUGUGUCGUAAUGGUGCAAAGUGCAGCUAGUCUAAUGUGAGAAGAAAACUACUUUUUUCUCAAUUAUUCUUUUGCAGACUGGCUAAAUGUCAGCUUGCCAAAACUUAUAUUAUUUAGGUAGUAAUCUGCUUUUAUUUUGUAUACUGUAAUAACCCUUAAUAAUGUAAUCAAUGCACGCUUUUGUAUAUGUGCUUUCAGUUUUAAGAAAUUUGAAAGUGUUACUUUCGAACCCAUGUCGUGCUGCGUCAAAUGUUAUUUGGUGCGUAUUGUAUAUAUAUUUCGUUAUUCGGUCACUUGUAUAUAAAAACUAACGUUCGUUGACACAUUUUGAAAAUCUAUUACGAUACACUUUUUAUGAGUAGGUAAAUAAAUUAUAUAAUGUCUGUACUUAUCUGAAUAAACUGUACAAAUUUUAUAAGCUACACUGAUGUUUACUUUCAUUCGUUCGCAAUUAUUUUCGCACUGUUGAUAAUGGAAUAUUGCACCCGUACAUUGCUAGCAGUGUGGUCAUCAGUCCACAUUACUAACAAUCUCUUUCCAACUAUUUUUAAGGGGUUUUAGCUAAGGGCUAAUAGGGACAGGAGGAAAGGUCACUUGUUAUCUUCGGCAGAGGGAUGGGAUUAUAUAAAGGUCAGAGUGAACACGACAGUGUCA
Messenger RNA from Achroia grisella, 8202 nucleotides. Its product is annotated as exportin-4-like. Gene Ontology annotation, biological process: protein export from nucleus. Gene Ontology annotation, cellular component: cytoplasm; nuclear pore. The record is from RefSeq and is a predicted model, not a curated record. The coding region runs from base 224 to 3526 and encodes 1100 amino acids. The transcript has 15 exons. Lineage: Eukaryota; Metazoa; Arthropoda; Insecta; Lepidoptera; Pyralidae. Gene Ontology annotation, molecular function: small GTPase binding; nuclear export signal receptor activity.